GCUACACAACACCGUGUCGGUUUGAACAACAACAGAAGCAUCAAAUCCGCCGAGAGUCGCUUGUCACUCAGUAAUUGUUUUACGGGCCACGCUGUAAACCCUAACAAUACUCCUACACGCUUCAUACAGCACAACAGGUUCCGCAAGCUGUAAUCAUCACUAUUUUGUGCAUGCAACAUGUAUUUCCGUUAUCUGUGUGCUUUCAGAGCUAUCAUUCAUAUGAUUCUGUCUGUUCCUGGACCUACGUUUGAAUCGCGAUAAAGCCUGAACAAGAUGGCGCACUUGAACCUGGGAAAUGUAGUGCUCCGGCUGAUGACAGAGGACGACAUUGAGGCUGUGAAAGCUCUCAUCAAGCAAGGAUGUGAAGGGAUGGAGAACCGGCUCAUCCUGCACCUCCUUACCAGACCCCUGGCGGUCCUCCUGCUCGCCACGGUCUCCUCCGUGCUCCGCUUUGUAAUGCAUUCUUUCCUGUUAGCCUUGUUUAUACCUGUUUUGCUUCUCAUCGUGUACCUCAAGCUGACCAUCCCACGGUCCACUGGUAUCCUGGGCUCCAGCAAACCCUACUGGGACUACCUGGGUAGCAGCUACCAUGCUAGGUCCCAACCUGACCUACCAAACCCACAUGCUGCAAAAGCGAAACUUGUUAACGACCAGGACAAAGCGAAACGUCGCAAGAAAGCCAAAGAGAAGUACAAGAGUAAAGAGGAAGAGAAAGAGAAAGCUGAAGACAGGGAGAUGGUGGAUGAAGAUGACCUGAAGGAACGGGCGCGCGUCGCAGGAGAAGUGUGGAUCGCCGAGUGUGACGGCGAGGUGCUCGGUUGUGUUGCUCGAGAUGUUUGGAGCCGGCGUUGCGUGUAUCGCAUUUGCAGGCUGGUAGUGCAGAGCUGGUACCGUAGAGAAGGCCUUGGAAGGCUGCUAGUCCAGCGCCUGGAGUCUAGAGCCAAGCAGUCUGGAGUGCGCAGAGUCUACGCUCAUGUGCCCUUCCCCUCCAAAGUAGGAGAGGCCUUCUUCAGAAAACUGGGUUAUCGGCUCCAGGGAGAGACUUCUGGGGUGGAAGGUGAAGAGGACGAGGAUAACGAGGAGCCAGAGAAAGGAUGGUUGGGCUUUCCAGUGACAAAAGUGUUUGUUAAAGACUUAUAGGUGGGAAUGAUAUUUUUUGGGGGGGAAUUUGCUUAAAAUCAUCAAACAGUGAGAUGAUUCGUGACAUUUCUAAUGUGUCAUUUCCCCGAUUUCUGUAUACCAUGAGUGAAAAGUUUUUUCGUUUUAUUUAUUCUAUUUAUUUAUUGUGGUGGUGUUUUUUUUUCCCCCGUUCUGUUAAAUAAAUUUAACAUUUUCUGAUGUCAUUUCAAAGUUCAGUCCAUUUUGAUACAUGUUGCUAAACUGCAACAGAAUAGAACUGUUUUUUUUUUGCCUGAAAAAAUAUAAAUAAAUUUUCUCAAAGACUGAUUUUA
Silurus meridionalis is the source of this 1451-nucleotide messenger RNA. It is a transcript of the gene nat14, whose product is annotated as N-acetyltransferase 14 (GCN5-related, putative). The record is from RefSeq and is a predicted model, not a curated record. NCBI's taxonomy places the organism in Eukaryota, Metazoa, Chordata, Actinopteri, Siluriformes, Siluridae. Bases 274 to 1140 code for a protein of 288 amino acids. The transcript has 3 exons. Gene Ontology annotation, molecular function: N-acetyltransferase activity.